GUCCUCGGCCGGGAGUCCUGGAGGAGCUUCCCGCUGCCCUUUAGGUCUCCCCCGCAGGCUCGUCCUCCUGGCCCCGCCAAGCAGGCGCGGGGGAAACGGCCUCGACGGCGGGGCCAUGGCAACGGUCUCCUCGUCCUGGGCCACUGCUAGCCCCGCUGACUCGCCCGCGUGCGCUCAAGGGACCCCCACCACCUCGGCCGGCUGAAAAGUCGCCGCCACCUGGAGCCGCGCGGGCUACUAUGCUUGCCCUGGGCCGCCGGCUCCCGCGCCCGCGCCCGCCCGCCCCGGCUCCGCUCCGGCCGCUUGGAGCCUCCUCAGUGUCAAACUGGAAGAGAAGUAAAAUUCAACAAAAACUUACUAUGUGUGAAGUUCUUUCUUAAAAAGAAGAAAAAAGAUUACUGAAUUAUGGAUCGGAGCAAGCGGAAUUCAAUUGCGGGAUUUCCUCCGCGAGUGGAGCGCCUUGAAGAGUAUGAAGGAGGCGGUGGAGGAGAUGGGAAUGUGACCCAGGCAGGGAAAGUUUGGACGUCUUCCUAUCGAGCUCUUAUAAGUGCCUUUUCCAGACUGACACGUUUGGAUGACUUUACUUGUGAAAAAAUUGGGUCUGGCUUCUUCUCUGAAGUGUUCAAGGUUCGCCACCGUGCUUCGGGUCAAGUGAUGGCUCUGAAGAUGAACACGCUGAGCAGCAACCGGGCAAACAUGCUGAAGGAGGUGCAGCUCAUGAAUAGGCUGUCCCAUCCCAACAUCCUCAGGUUCAUGGGUGUGUGUGUACAUCAAGGACAGCUGCAUGCACUCACAGAGUAUAUCAACUCUGGGAACCUGGAGCAGUUGCUGGACAGCAACCUGCACUUGCCUUGGACUGUGAGGGUGAAACUGGCCUAUGACAUAGCAGUGGGCCUCAGCUACCUUCACUUGAAAGGCAUUUUCCAUCGGGACCUCACAUCAAAGAACUGCCUGAUAAAGAAAGAUGAGAAUGGUUACUCUGCAGUGGUGGCUGACUUUGGCCUGGCUGAGAAGAUCCCUGAUGUGAGCAUGGGGAGUGAGAAGCUGGCUGUGGUGGGCUCACCUUUCUGGAUGGCACCGGAGGUUCUCCGAGAUGAACCCUAUAAUGAGAAGGCAGAUGUGUUCUCUUACGGCAUCAUCCUCUGCGAGAUCAUCGCCCGUAUCCAGGCUGAUCCGGACUACCUUCCCCGCACUGAGAAUUUUGGACUGGACUAUGAUGCUUUCCAGCACAUGGUGGGAGACUGUCCAGCAGACUUUCUGCAGCUCACCUUCAACUGCUGUAAUAUGGACCCCAAACUGCGCCCGUCCUUUGUGGAGAUUGGGAAGACUCUGGAGAAGAUUAUGAGCCACUUACAGGACGAAGAGCUAGAGAAAGACAGGAAGCCACAGACUACCACUAAAGGUCUCUUGGAGAAAGUACCUGGUGGGAAGAGACUGAGCUCACUGGAUGACAAGAUUCCCCACAAGUCACCGCGUCCAAGACGCACUAUCUGGCUGUCUCGAAGCCAGUCAGACAUCUUCUCUCCUAAGGCCCCCCACACAGUAAGCGUCUUGGACCCUUACUACCGGCCACAAGAUGGUGCUACCCGCACCCGCAAAGUCAACCCUUUUAGUGCCCGGCAGGACCUCAAGGGUGGCAAGAUAAAGCUGUUUGACCUCCCCAGUAAGUCUGUCAUCUCCCUGGUAUUUGACCUGAAUGCACCAGGGCCUGGAACUGUGCCUGUGGCUGGCUGGCAGGAGUCCCCAGCCCCACCUGUUCGCCGAUGGCGUUCUUUGCCUGGUUCACCCGAGUUACGUCAUAAAAUCUGUCCAUUUGUGAGUUGUGAAGAAUCACUGUCGGAGGGGCCUCCACGCCUCAGCAGUCUCAAGUACAGAGUAAGAGAGAUCCCGCCAUUCCAAGGAUCUGCCUUGCCAGCAAGUGCAGCACAUGAGGCCAUGGACUGCUGCUGUCCCCAGGAGGAAAACGGUUUGGGGCCCAGCUCAUGUUAUGGAGGUGUCUCUGAGGCAAUGGAAGUGGAAGAAAGGCCAGUAGGCGCUUGCUCUGUCUCAGGUGUAAGCCUGCAAACUUGGGGAGGGCAAGAUGGCUGAGAGUUGGAGCUUUGGGAACAGUCUGUCCUUACAGAGCUGCAAUAAGAAACAACCAAAGAAUGAAGAUGGUCAGAUAUUUUCA
Octodon degus (degu) is the source of this 2170-nucleotide messenger RNA. RefSeq names its product testis-specific kinase 2 (gene Tesk2). Bases 406 to 2088 code for a protein of 560 amino acids. Gene Ontology annotation, molecular function: protein serine/threonine kinase activity; ATP binding. Gene Ontology annotation, cellular component: nucleus; cytoplasm. Gene Ontology annotation, biological process: actin cytoskeleton organization; protein phosphorylation. The record is from RefSeq and is a predicted model, not a curated record. The transcript has 12 exons. NCBI's taxonomy places the organism in Eukaryota, Metazoa, Chordata, Mammalia, Rodentia, Octodontidae.